AUGUGGGCCGUCGACAGUGGUGCAACACACCACAUAUGGCACGACAAGACCAAGUUUGCAAGACUGAACAAGCGCAAUGACGGUGAAAUCUUGGUGGCGGAUGGAAACACAGUGGCCAUCAAGGGUGUUGGAACCAUCUUUGAAAAGGUGGUUCUGCCCGACGGUGAAGAGCGCGAGAUCGAGAUCACGAACGUGCUUUACGUACCAAGCAUGAGCAAGAAUCUACUUUCGGUACGGCAGAUCAACAAGCAUGGCAAGGUUCAAGUCGUGUUCGACGGGACCAAGAUGUUUGUCGCUCGCAAAGGAUCGCAACAAGUGGUGGCAACAGCAAAUCUUGUGGAUGGUCUUUACUGGCUUCACACAGCUCAUCGAUCGGCCAAUGCGACAACAAACGGAUGCAACGGUGUCGACUUACAUGCGCGGAUGGGACACGCUCCAGCUGAUGUGCUUCGCAGAAUGGUGGCCACGAACAUAUUCAAGGACGUAAAUGUACCUCUCAAGUCAAGUGGAUCAGGUACAUGUCGAGAAUGUCAGAAAGGGAAAAUGGUCCAAAACCCAUUCCCAUGCAACCAGGACAAGCGCAGAUACGACACCUUCGAGCUACUUCACGUCGACAUCUGCGGACCCAUGGAGAUGAAUUCUCUAAGUGGCAGCAAGUAUCUACUGCUGAUCGUUGACGAAGCCAGUGAAUGCAUGAAGGGCUUCUGUCUACGCGUGAAGUCGGAGAGUGAAAACUACAUCACACGAUACAUCAAGAUGGUGCAAGCGCAGUAUGGCAAGAAGGUCAAGCUCGUCCGACACGACGGAGCCCGCGAGUUCGCAACCAACUCGCUUCAAAAAUUCUACGAAGAUGAAGGCAUUGAGCAGCAGACGACGGUGCCAUAUACACACCAGACCAACGGCACGGCAGAGCGCGCCAUUCGGACUAUCGUCACAAUUGGUCGCAGCAUGCUCCAACAUGCUAAGAUGGAAAAGUGCUUCUGGGCCGAAGCAGCAAUGACGGCAAUCUACGUCAAGAACCGUCUGCCGUAG
This is a messenger RNA of Peronospora matthiolae, 1032 nucleotides long. The record is from the annotation of a GenBank genome assembly. NCBI's taxonomy places the organism in Eukaryota, Oomycota, Peronosporomycetes, Peronosporales, Peronosporaceae.